Molecule: messenger RNA, 1345 nt
Organism: Brassica napus (rape)
Lineage: Eukaryota; Viridiplantae; Streptophyta; Magnoliopsida; Brassicales; Brassicaceae
Exons: 3
Coding region: 164-928 (254 amino acids)
Source: RefSeq, a predicted model, not a curated record
CGCUGUUCACCCGCGGUCGACCUAGUGACCCAGUAACCCGGUAAGUCGUCCGGUUCAGUGUCCGGGUCGGGUUUAAAAACAUUGGUAGUAACAUAUACAACCCAUAUAUCGGUCUUAAAAUAUUGUGCUCAGGCAAAAUCUAGGGUUCCUGUCUCUAUCAAUCAUGGCUUCCGCGUCAAGCAAGACAGUGCCCGAGGCGGCUGAAACCGCUCCCACAACAGAUCCCAGAGAGAAAAUCACUGAAUCUGUUGUCUCUUUGUCUCUGAACAACGAACAAUCAGAUUCUGAUCCAGAGGAGAAUGAUUCCUUCGACCACAAUGAAGAUUCUGACGUAAGCGACGGAGAAGAAGAUAGCAAAAGCGACGGAGAUCACAAUCAAAACGAAGACGACGGAGAUAGCAUUGUGGACGACGGAGACUCAACAGACAGCCAACCGGAAUGGGGAGUGGAUAGCCACGACGAAAGAGAAUAUUGCUCGCCUUAUGAAGACGGUUGGUCAGACGAAGAAGAUGAACGAAAAGCCCGUCUUUAUCGACGGAAUCUCCACUUCAGCCACGGUUUUCUGGUGCAAAAAGGGAUUCGCCCACGUCAAGUAUGGAGUGGCUCAAUCCUGCUUAAAUCUUUGGACAGUGAACGUUCUCCAGUCAAAGGAAGGACUCAGCUCCAAUACGCACAAGACAUGGCCAAACUCUCUCUUCGCAAAUACAAUGCUUUAAACAAAACGAAUGUUAGAGUGGAUCAUGUUGUGAGAGUGACCGAAGCGUCUUCUGGUAGAUGGAUUUCGUACAUCACUUUCAUGGCAAGAGAGUCUGAGGAAGAAGAAGCUACUGAUCUUGUGGAGUAUCAAGCCAAGAUUGUCAAGAAAUUAAGACGCAAGUCUUAUCCCAUCUUCUGCAGGCCAAGUCCCAAGCAAGAUCAGGAUAUGUAGUUAUAAAUGUUAGUGUUCUUUACUCAAGGCUAAUUUGAAUUGAUGGUCAUAUGGCCUUUAUUUCGUACUUCUUGCUUUCAAUUUUUUUAAAUGGAUCGUGGUCCAAGCUACUUGAUAAUGAUUUGUGAUGUGCAAUGCAAUACAUCAACCUAAUGUUUUUUUUUUUUUUUUUUGCUAAAAACAUCAACCUAAUGUUGCUAUGAAGAGUACCAAUCGCAUUCCAAAAUCAUAAUUUUUGUUAGCUCUAACUAUAGUCUAUAGUUCUACUUUAGCCAUAUAGGAGGAGCGUUUGUAUGCAAAGAUGCAAAACACAAGAUAGCAAAUGUAGAGACUUGCAUGGAAUAUUGAUAGCAGAACAAAAGUAAUAGGAAAUCUGGUUUGAUCCAUUAUCACAGGCUUAUAUAUAAAGUUUGUAUU